AUGGCCACCGAAUCCACCGGCGCGUCGUCCCAACCUCCGGCCAAACCGCCUUCCGCCGCCAACGGACGAGGCGGCCAACCGCAUCCGGCGCCUCCUGCUCCGGCCGCAUCGCCUGCUCCGAACAGGAGCUCGAAUCUGCCGCAGCCUACGCCGCCCGGCGAGGCAGGGGCCGGGAGCGGGAAUGUCGGGAUGUCGACGUUCGCUAGGCUAACCAGCGGGCUUGGACUGCGGUUCCCUUCGGUAUCGGAGGAAACCGGCAAAGAACAGGGCAAUGCAGCUUCAUCCCAAGCUGGUGCGGUUUUCGAAUCGUUGACUAAAGGUUUGGUGGACUCGUCGAAAAGCGCCGUGAAGGUUUUGCAGCUCAGGGCGCGUCACGCCGUUUCGCAGAAUAAGCGGAGAUAUCAGGAAGGAGAUUUUGAUUUGGAUAUGGCUUAUAUCACUGAGAAUGUAAUUGCUAUGGGUUUUCCUGCUGGGGAUUUGAGUUCUGGGAUCUUCGGGUUCUUUGAGGGACUCUAUCGAAAUCACAUGGAAGAGGUUAUAAGGUUCUUUGAGACACAUCACAAGGAUAAAUACAAAGUUUACAAUCUUUGUUCCGAGAGACUGUACGAUGCAUCACGAUUUGAGGGAAAGGUAGCCUGCUUCCCGUUUGAUGACCAUAAUUGCCCUCCUCUUCAACUGAUAACAUUGUUUUGUCGAAGUGCAUAUUCAUGGUUGAAGGAGGAUAUUCAAAAUGUUGUGGUUGUGCAUUGUAAAGCUGGGAUGGGAAGGACAGGUUUGAUGAUAUGUAGCCUUCUCCUGUUCCUUAAGUUCUUCCCAACUUCUGACGAGGCAAUUGAUUACUUCAACAAGAAAAGAUGCGUGGACGGCAAGGCUCUAGUUCUUCCAAGUCAGAUUAGAUAUGUUAAAUACUUUGAGCGCAUCUUAACAUACUUCAAUGGAGAAAAUCAACCUGGACGAAGGUGCAUGCUCAGGGGAUUCCGGGUUCAAAAGUGUCCUUUUUGGUUAAGGCCUUCUAUUACCAUCUCUAAUCAUAGUGGGGUUCUAUUCUCAACAAGAAACCAUCCAAAAACGAAGGACUUGAUGCCAGAAGAUUUCUGGAUAAGUUCAUCAAAGAAAGGAGUAUUGAUCUUUGCUCUGCCAGGAGAGCCUGGUAUAACAGAAUUAGUUGGGGAUUUCAAAAUCCACUUCCAUGAUCGGCAGGGAGAUUUCUACUGUUGGUUGAAUACAACAAUGAUUGAGAACAGAAAAACCUUGGAUGCUUCAGAUCUUGAUGGUUUUGACAAGAGAAAACUGCCUUCUCCUGGGUUCCAGGUUGAAAUUGUGAUGAUAGAUUAUGAUGGUACUUUACCAACAAAGUCCAAUGCUCACAAUACCCGCAAGGAAUCUGAUGGCACCACCAGUUCAAAUAAUCUUCCUGUCUCAAGUGGAGUCACAGUUCCUAAGGAAAACCGUCAAGUUGCUGAUAAUGAAGAUGAUGUAUUCUCGGACAGCGACGGAGAGGAAACUGGAGGUUCAAAAGGCAAGCAAAGUCAAGGUCCUUCUGCUGUUGUAUCGCGACCUGACCAUGCAUCUAAUAUGACAACGGAGCAAAUGAAGAGCUUAGCUCAUGGGGCUGAACAACUUUCGCUCCAUGACAGCUCUAAGGUGAAUGCUUCCAAAAAACCGGGCAAUGACAGCGUUCAGAGCCCUGCCUCGGGCCUUACACACACGAUUGAAGUCACUGAUAUUAAGGCAAUUGCUGCUGAUGCUUCAGUUUUCUCCUUUGGGGAUGAAGAAGAUUAUGAAAGUGAGUGA
This is a messenger RNA of Turnera subulata, 1794 nucleotides long. NCBI's taxonomy places the organism in Eukaryota, Viridiplantae, Streptophyta, Magnoliopsida, Malpighiales, Passifloraceae. The record is from the annotation of a GenBank genome assembly.